CGCUGCUCUGUGGAUUUGCUGAUUAUUUCCCGAAAAUUUGCCUCUUUUUUUUUCUUUCUUUGUUUCUUUCUUUCACUGCGAGUUUUAUUCAGCGGGACUGAGGAGAUAUUUCUGAGCCAGAGGAUGCUCCCACAGGUCAUUCGGAUUCUGUAUGUCUUGUCUUUCUGCUUUUUCCAAGGAGGCUUUAUCAGACUGAGCUCCUGUAAGGAGGAGAUAAAGCCCCCCGGCAGGGCAGGACCUCAGCUGUCGCCUUCAGACUUCCUGGACAAGCUCAUGGGGAAGACGUCAGGAUAUGAUGCCCGCAUCAGACCCAACUUCAAAGGUACAGUGCACACCGAGGAAGACCAUCGCAGUAGCCCUCAAGAAAACCCAGUAGAGAGCACAAACUUCGGUCCACCUGUGAAUGUCACUUGUAAUAUUUUCAUCAACAGCUUUGGCUCCAUCACAGAAACAACAAUGGACUACAGGCUCAAUGUGUUCCUACGGCAAAAAUGGAAUGACCCUCGCCUGGCGUACAGCGAAUACCCAGAUGACUCCCUCGAUCUGGAUCCGUCCAUGUUGGACUCUAUCUGGAAGCCCGAUUUAUUCUUCGCGAACGAGAAAGGAGCCAAUUUCCACGAGGUCACCACCGAUAACAAGCUGCUUCGGAUCUUCCAAGAUGGCAGCGUCCUGUACAGCAUCAGGCUGACUCUAACCCUGUCCUGCCCUAUGGACUUGAAGAAUUUCCCAAUGGACAUUCAGACCUGUACCAUGCAGCUUGAAAGCUUUGGUUACACCAUGAACGACUUGAUCUUCGAGUGGCUGUCUGAGAACCCCGUUCAGGUGGCUGACGAUCUCACCCUCCCCCAGUUUGUGCUUAAAGAGGAGAAGGAUUUGGGCUACUGCACUAAGUAUUACAACACAGGUAAAUUCACCUGCAUCGAGGUGAAGUUCCACCUGGAGCGUCAGAUGGGCUACUACCUGAUCCAGAUGUACAUCCCUUCCCUCCUCAUCGUCAUCCUCUCAUGGGUGUCAUUCUGGAUAAACAUGGACGCCGCGCCGGCCAGAGUGGGUCUGGGCAUCACCACCGUGCUGACGAUGACCACGCAGAGCUCCGGUUCAAGAGCCUCGCUGCCCAAGGUGUCCUACGUGAAGGCCAUUGACAUCUGGAUGGCGGUAUGCCUCCUGUUUGUGUUUGCUGCCCUGCUGGAGUACGCAGCGGUAAACUUUGUCUCAAGGCAGCACAAGGAGUUCAUCAGGCUGAGGAAAAAGCAGCGGCAGCAAAGAAUAGUAAGUGCGAUUGCCAGUCAGCCGGGGAGUGUUGAGUCAUUGCGGAAAGUGAAUGACAUCCCGGGUAACAACUCAACCUACAGGAAUAUGAAUCAGCACUGCGGCGCCUGUGCCAGGGAGGAGGAACUGGUGAGGGAGAGCCGCGGUUUUUACUUCCGGGGUUACGGACUGGGUCACUGCCUGCAGACCAAGGAUGGAACCGCCGUGGAAGCCGCCACCGUGUUCGCCCCCCCUCCUCCUCCUCCGGUCACCAUGUACGACGGAGAGGUACUCCACAAGCGCUUCGUGGACCGGGCCAAGCGCAUUGACACCAUAUCCAGAGCCGUCUUCCCUUUGAGCUUCCUGAUAUUCAACAUCUUCUACUGGAUCACCUAUAAAGUGCUGCGACACGAGGACAUCCAUGCAAAUUUGUAAAAGGCUCUCCGCCUGCCCUAGUUCUUUUUUUCUUCUUCUCUCUCAGAACCAAAACUGCCUGUCAGAUCUACAUUACAAUGAGGAAAUGUGUCGAGAGGCGUUAUCUGCUUCUUAAAAGGAAAAAAAAAAAAAAAAAAAAAAACGUCGCUAAGAAACUUUGUGCUCAGGUGCGUCUUCGGGAUCUCAGACGAAGAGCGAUUAAGCCGAGAGACAAGGUUAAGCUGCGCUGGGGUUCAGGCUGGUGUUGUUUGUGAUUUGCCCUCUCUGGUUUCUGUCUUGGUUUGACCCGUGCGGAUUACAACGGAGACAAAAACACUGCUGGUACUUGUGGGUUUGUGACGUUUGUUUGAGAUAAUGAGAGUUCAGAGAAGUCGAUGUUGAUCCUGGCUGGAAGAGACAUACUGACUUGAAUUUUGACACUGCGUAUCUUCGAAUGAAUGUUUUUGAAAAAAACAAGAUAAUGGGUUUUUUUUACACCUUUAACUUAUCCGAUAGGUGCCAAUGGGUGCAGGGGGAGGGAGGGGCGGUUCUUUGAUAUUUAUUAAUAUUCAA
Molecule: messenger RNA, 2235 nt
Organism: Acanthopagrus latus (yellowfin seabream)
Lineage: Eukaryota; Metazoa; Chordata; Actinopteri; Spariformes; Sparidae
Gene: glra4a
Product: glycine receptor, alpha 4a
Exons: 10
Coding region: 124-1683 (519 amino acids)
Biological process (GO): signal transduction; chloride transmembrane transport; nervous system process
Cellular component (GO): plasma membrane; synapse; neuron projection
Molecular function (GO): glycine binding; transmitter-gated monoatomic ion channel activity; transmembrane signaling receptor activity
Source: RefSeq, a predicted model, not a curated record